This is a messenger RNA of Astrephomene gubernaculifera, 1226 nucleotides long. Lineage: Eukaryota; Viridiplantae; Chlorophyta; Chlorophyceae; Chlamydomonadales; Astrephomenaceae. The record is from the annotation of a GenBank genome assembly.
UCGAAGGUUGACAUUAAAACAUAAAAGUGUGUAACAUUAUACUAUCUUGCUUAGUACGCAAAUGAGCACGGCUUUUUAGAUAAAAACCGCUUCAAAUAAGGGAGCAAGUUAUGAGUAGGCCAUAAGGGACAGGAAGACUGUCAUAAUGGUGGAUGCUGCACCAAGCAUUGCCACGAACAAUGAUGACAACAUUGAGUCGAAUGUAACCGAGACGUAUCACCAUAUGAGUUCCUGGGAAUCUAGUGAAAAGCAACCUGCUUCCAAACUGCCCGACAAGCGAUGCCGUUUCUCGUUCUAUGUCCUCCUGGGCACCUGGAAGGCCACCCUUGCCGUGUUACUGGAGCGGCCGAUGCUCGCAGCAGCCAGCCUUCUCGUAUUCGCAAUUUUAACCAGCGCUGGUCUGGCGGGUGUGCUGGUGGCAGCGAGGCAGGAGGAGGUCAAGGCGCGAGACCUGGCAGAGCAUGGCAUUGGAGCUCAAGUGGCUCAGUCACUUAAGGAGGCGCUGCUAAUCUCCACAUUCGGCUCCGGGCUGCUCAGUGCGGUGGUGGUGCAGCUGCGCUCCUGCGCCGCCCUGGAGGCGCAGUGGGACAGCGUCACGCAGGACAUCAUGCAGCGGGUGGACCCCGCCAUCGUAAACCAGCUAGAGCUGGACAUGGCAGCCGUCAUCUGGAAGACCCACCCGACGCUGCACGGCACGCUGGCGGAUAUCUUGUACGGCAGAGAUCUGUUGUACGAGCCCAGCGACCGGCCGGGGGUUGUGUACGUGUUGGAGGAGGCGCGGCGGACGGGGAGGGCGGACACGCACAUCCUGGGGCCUUACAUGUGCAGCGAGGGCUUCACCUGCGUGUUCGCGGUGGCGCCCAUCUUCCUGCCGGCUCCCGACGAGCAGUACGACUGGGGCUGCGGCAUGCAGCCGCACAACUGCUCCGACUUGUGCUGGGACCCCGUCAGCAAGACCAAGUUCUGGGGCCAGGUGUCCACCCUGAUCAACCUGGACCAGCUGUUCUCGGGGAGUGACAUGCGGCUGCAGCUGCUGGCCAGCAGGGGGUAUGUGUACCGGCUCUGGCAAGCUGAGACCAGCUCCUCCAAUCCCUACGUCCUGCUCUCAAACAACACGCCGCACAUCACAUCACCCGUGGCACGAGAGGUGCAGAUCGCCAACCUGCUGUGGCACCUGGAGCUGGCUCCCGCCCGCGGCUGGGUCCCCCCCUGGCGUGACCCCUGCC